AUGGGCAAGAUUCUACAGAAAAAGAAGGCUCGUUCUGGUCUCUCCAAGGCCAAGGCCAAGAACAACCGCCUUAAGAGCGGUAACAAGAAGAUCAAUGUUCUAGGCAACGCCAUCAUUGCGCAAAACUGGGACCGUGACUUGACCCUUACACAAAACUACAAGAAGCUCGGUCUUCUGCACAAACUCAACGCCCCUACCGGUGGUAAAGAACGCAUCCCCGGACGCAACGACCUCCAAGAGAAAUCAAACUCGCUCCACAUCAACGGCAGCGCCGUUGCCGCCGCGCAGAUCGAUCUGGGCGAGACAAAGGUCGAGCGCGAUCCCGAGACCGGCAAGAUUCUGCGAGUGAUCCCCGACUAUGAGGAGAUCGAGGUUGCCGGCAAGAAGCGGCGACGCGAUAACCCGCUCAACGACCCUCUGAACGAUCUAUCAGACAGCGAAGACGCCUCUUCUCGGGUCAUUUCCAGCUCCAAGGUUGUUCAGCAGUUGGAGCGCCAGGCCGAUAUGGAGGGACAGGGAGAGAAGGCUAAGAAGCCGCGGCAUCAGAGCUCGCGCGAGGGAGAGUGGAUCUCGCGGUUGAUUGAGAAGCACGGGGAUAAUCUCUCGGCUAUGGUCCGUGAUCGCAAGUUGAACCCUAUGCAGCAGACUGAGGGUGAUAUUCGGAGGAGAAUCAACAAGUGGAAGAAGAGCCAGGCAUGA
Molecule: messenger RNA, 699 nt
Organism: Penicillium cataractarum
Lineage: Eukaryota; Fungi; Ascomycota; Eurotiomycetes; Eurotiales; Aspergillaceae
Product: nucleolar protein 16
Exons: 2
Coding region: 1-699 (232 amino acids)
Biological process (GO): ribosomal large subunit biogenesis
Cellular component (GO): nucleolus
Source: RefSeq, a predicted model, not a curated record